Trichoderma breve is the source of this 1104-nucleotide messenger RNA. RefSeq lists its product as uncharacterized. The transcript is spliced from 2 exons. Lineage: Eukaryota; Fungi; Ascomycota; Sordariomycetes; Hypocreales; Hypocreaceae. Gene Ontology annotation, molecular function: gamma-glutamylcyclotransferase activity. The coding region runs from base 1 to 1104 and encodes 367 amino acids. The record is from RefSeq and is a predicted model, not a curated record.
AUGAAGGGAACAGACGCCAUCUCUCCUGCUGUGGCCGCUCUCGAAAAGGCCGAGAAUGUAGAGCAACCUCCAGCAAAAGGCUCGUAUCCGCCCAUAUCUUCCAUUCCGAACACCUCGCCGAAACGUCUCGCCCAAGCCGCCGAAGAUGCUCCCAAAGAUGUCGCGCAGUCUGCCAAAACCGUCCUUUACCUCGCCUACGGCUCCAACAUGUGUGCAGAGACAUUCCUAGGGAAGCGAAAAGUGCGGCCUCUUUCUCAGAUGAACGUCUCCGUCCCGAUCUUGCGCUUGACGUUCGACCUGCCCGGACUGCCGUACCGAGAACCCUGCUUCGCAAAUGUCGGAUAUCGAAAGCUGCCCGAAAAGCCCAAGCUGCCCGACCCUCUUCACCCUCCAAUCGUCCCGCCACUGAACCCGCCAAAGACGGAGCAGGAAUGGGACGGCGGUCUCAUGGGAGUCGUAUACGAAGUGACAGAGGAGGAUUGGCGAAACAUUAUGAGAACCGAAGGCGGUGGCUCAGGCUACCAGGAGAUCAUGGUGCCGUGUCUGCCAAUGCCCGCCGAUGUUGGCGUUCCGGAGAAGCCAUUCCCGCCGAUGCCCACGCUGCCGAAACCUUUUCUCGCAAGAACCCUCUAUGCGCCAUUCGUUAUUGGUCCUCAUAGGCCAAAGCCCGACUAUGCUCAGCCGAGCGCCCGAUACCUGAAGCUCUUGCAAGACGGUGCACGAGAGCACGACCUUCCUCUAGCCUAUCAAGACUAUCUGGCCUCGAUGCAGCCCUACACCACGACGACGUUGAGACAGAAGAUUGGACAGAACCUAUUCCUCCUCUUCUGGGCACCGAUGCUGCUCUGGUUCUUCGGCAUAACGACUUUUUUGGCAGACGAGAGGGGAAAGGUUCCGCGGUGGGCUGCAAACACAAUAUCGGGGCUGUUUGGCGUCAUGUGGUACAGCUACGACAAGCUCUUCAUUUUCAUCUUUGGCGACGGCGAGCGAACGCAGGAUUCAAAGGACGAUUCGAAGCGACGAAAGUCAUUCUCGAUUGGAACAGUUGGAACAGACGAAGAGAAGGCGUCGUUGAUGCAAGAGAGCGAAGAAGAGGAAGAGUAA